AUGACCGUAGCCGGAGCCAUUCGCCGCCGGCGAGCAUCGCGACCCCAUCUCCCUCUCUUCGUCCUCGUCCUACUUUUCUCUACUCUAACCCCACGUACUUCGGCGCUCCGCGUUCCGCUCCGCCACGCAGCAACCCUCGUCUCCCUCUCCCAUUCGCUCCUCUCCUGCGCCGCCAUCACACGUGUUGCUCGUGGGGACGCCGCGGCGGCCGCACGUGUACGGCGAAUCGCUUCCCUCCUGUCGUCCCGUGGUGCGUGGGGACUCGGCUGGGACUACCUCCGCCACUACGCCUUCUCCUCGGCCAUCGGAUGCGGCCUCUCCUGCGCAGUCGCCGCCUCUCGUCUCAUCGCCGCUGUCGCGCAGGCCUCGCGCUUACGUUCCGCCACUGACGCUGCGCAGUGGAUGCGCCUACACUACGACGACAUCUGCGACGUCGCCACGCAGCUUCUGAACGGGCUUCUACUCGCCUUCUCCGAAGAGGGGCCAUUGAGAGAGGUGUUCAUGGAUAUUAAGUGGGAGGUGGAGGAAGGGGAAUUGCUGAAGGAUUGCCUGGAAGUGGGAGCUAAGGACUUAAAGGGUUUGCUUGUCAUUGCCAAAGAUCUCUUCGCUGGUGUUUCAAGGACUUCUACGCAGCAUAGCGAGCUCUGAGGUUUGGUGA
This is a messenger RNA of Zea mays, 658 nucleotides long. RefSeq lists its product as uncharacterized. The transcript has 2 exons. Lineage: Eukaryota; Viridiplantae; Streptophyta; Magnoliopsida; Poales; Poaceae. Bases 1 to 648 code for a protein of 215 amino acids. The record is from RefSeq and is a predicted model, not a curated record.